Arvicola amphibius (Eurasian water vole) is the source of this 3327-nucleotide messenger RNA. It is a transcript of the gene Vipr2, whose product is annotated as vasoactive intestinal peptide receptor 2. Gene Ontology annotation, cellular component: plasma membrane. The transcript is spliced from 13 exons. Gene Ontology annotation, molecular function: peptide hormone binding; vasoactive intestinal polypeptide receptor activity; G protein-coupled peptide receptor activity. The record is from RefSeq and is a predicted model, not a curated record. Lineage: Eukaryota; Metazoa; Chordata; Mammalia; Rodentia; Cricetidae. Bases 76 to 1389 code for a protein of 437 amino acids. Gene Ontology annotation, biological process: adenylate cyclase-modulating G protein-coupled receptor signaling pathway; cell surface receptor signaling pathway.
CUGCGCUGGGAGGCCCCGAGGUGGGGCCGUGACUUCUGUGGGCGCUCACCACCGAGGCGGAGCGCUGAGCCCAAGAUGAGGGCGUCGGUGCUGCUGACCUGCUACUGCUGGCUGCUGGUGCCGGUGAGCAGCAUCCACCCAGAAUGUCGCUUUCAUCUGGAAAUACAGGAAGAAGAAACAAAAUGUUUAGAGCUUCUGAACAGCCAGACAGAAAAGCAAAGAGGCUGCAGUGGUGUCUGGGACAAUAUCACAUGCUGGCGUCCUGCAGACAUUGGAGAAACUGUCACAGUGCCCUGCCCCAAAGUUUUCAGCAACUUCUACAGCAGACCAGGAAACAUAAGCAAAAACUGCACUAGUGAUGGGUGGUCGGAGACAUUUCCAGAUUUCAUAGAUGCCUGUGGCUACAGCGCACCCGAGGAUGAAAGUAAGGUCACGUUUUAUAUUCUGGUGAAGGCCAUUUAUACCUUGGGUUACAGUGUUUCUCUGAUGUCUCUUACAACAGGAAGCAUAAUUAUCUGCCUCUUCAGGAAGCUGCACUGCACCAGGAACUACAUCCACCUGAAUCUGUUCCUCUCCUUCAUGCUGAGAGCCAUCUCAGUGCUGGUCAAGGACAGUGUGCUCUAUUCCAGCUCAGGUACACUGCGUUGCCAUGACCAGGCAGCCUCCUGGGUCGGCUGCAAACUCAGCCUGGUGUUCUUCCAGUACUGUAUCAUGGCUAAUUUCUACUGGCUUCUGGUGGAGGGGCUCUACCUGCACACCCUCCUGGUGGCCAUCCUUCCUCCCAGCAGGUGCUUCCUGGCCUACCUUCUGAUUGGAUGGGGCAUCCCCAGUGUGUGUAUAGGCGCAUGGACGGCAACCCGCCUCUCGUUAGAAGACACAGGCUGUUGGGACACAAAUGACCAGAGCAUCCCCUGGUGGGUCAUUCGGCUGCCCAUCCUAAUUUCUAUUGUAGUCAAUUUUGCCCUCUUCAUCAGUAUUAUAAGGAUCUUACUUCAGAAGCUAACCUCCCCAGAUGUUGGUGGCAAUGAUCAAUCACAGUACAAGAGGCUUGCCAAGUCCACGCUGCUGCUAAUCCCACUGUUCGGUGUCCACUACAUGGUGUUUGCUGCCUUCCCCAUUGGCAUCUCUUCCACAUACCAGAUUCUGUUUGAGCUGUGUGUUGGUUCCUUUCAGGGCCUGGUGGUAGCAGUGCUAUACUGCUUCCUGAACAGUGAGGUACAGUGUGAAUUGAAAAGAAGGUGGCGAAGCCUGUGCCUGACCCAACCUGGAAGCAGGGACUACCGGCUGCAUAGUUGGUCCAUGUCCCGGAAUGGCUCAGAAAGUGCCCUACAGAUACACCGUGGCUCCCGCACCCAGUCCUUCCUGCAGACAGAGACCUCGGUUAUUUAGCUGCAUUCCUCCCAUGGAACUGAUGAUGCUGCUGGGUUUGACACAUGUGUCUGAUGACUUCCUCUGCUGCCCAGUGUCUGAUGCCUUACUGGGCAUCACUGACGCCCCACUCCUUACUCUGACCCUCAUGUGUAACUCGACUGAAAUUUUUAUCGUCAAACUCCAGCCUUUCAGCCAUCCUCUUCAUAAUAUGGCUCAGCCACAUAGGCAGAUCUACUUUCAAAGAAAGCCAAGUGGCCCUGAACAUCAAAACUGGAGCCUGGUACCACUAAAGAAGACAAGGAAGAAGUUUCUGGUUCCCUACUUGUCAGGGAAACCAGGUCCAGAACCAGCUGAGCAUCACCAUCCUGUGGCACUCAAGUGCAUGCCUGUGGUUGUCUAUGAAAUUUCUCCUCAAUCUAUGACAGACCACAGAAAUCAGUUGAGAGCAGCCUUUUCAUCCUACAAGUCCUAGAAGCUUCCUGGUCCCCAUGGCCUUGAGUCCCGUCCUGUGGUAUGGACCUCUGCAUCUGGACAGUCACACCCUUGCUACUCCCUGGACCACUUGGUAGUGACUAAAAGAUAAGUCAGGGACCAUAUUUAUGGUUCAGUGACCAAGCCAGGAGCUCACAUCUGAUCACUUAGCAUUUUCUGCUCCCUACAAGGGGUGAGCAGCUCUGGAUUCCAGGCUGGCCCAUCAGGAUGAAGGUCCAGGGUGUUCUCUAGGCAACAGAAAACUGUACUCUUUUUGAAGAAAACCAUUAUCUUAAAAUUGUUUAAAAGGCGAAUUGUUUUAUCAAAAUAUAAGAUGGCAUCAAGUUCUCCUAUCCAAUAUUUGCCAACAAUAAUCCUUAUUUUUCCUGUUAUUUGCAACUGUGGACAGGCAGACCUGGGGGAGUCACAUGACAUGAUGAAGAAGCAGCUGAAGAGUGAGAAUGCCUGUCCCUGCGGUGCCCAGAGACCCUGGAAAACUGCCCUGGCCCAGUGCAGGGGCUGUAGGCUCUGGACCUGGUGUUCUGGCACAGUCUAUGUAACCCUGCCCCCUAACACACACACACGCAACACACAUACACAGUACAGACAUAUACAACACACAUACACAACAUGCACAUAUACAACACACACCAAGGACAAGAGCUGCAAAGUGUUUUUCCUGUGGUUUCUGUGGCAUGUAGACCCCAGCCAACAUGAAUGCCAAUGACCUGAACAACUGUGCCAGAGCCAGAGGUCUCAGGGUCUGGAAGCCACAAAAGUAAGGACCUCACUUCCAGUUCUCUAGAAAUAAAGCCAGUGCAUGGCGCUCUGGGACAGCAGAGAAGUGGGCAUCUAGAGACUUCCUGAGACCCAGUGGCCAGACUUCUGGCUUGAAUGUCUAUCCCACAAAACUGCCCCUGGAGCUCUGAUUCCAUCAACUCCUAGCAAGCCCCAUCCUGACUGCAACUGUAUUGGAUGGACAGCUCAGACAAUCUAGAAAACACCACUAACCUGCUACCUCCUGGGCUGCAAGGCUAGAGAGCAGGUCGUAGGGAGAAAAUGGCCGAGGUCAGGUACCCCAAAAAGGCUGUUGGCAGUGGCAGUAGGCUGGUGCUACAAGCCCUGAUGUGAGCCUUGUGUCUCUUCAUCCCGAGUUAUCACUGCUCAAUACAGCAGUUCUAAAGAAGCAAAGUUUUUUCAUAUCUGAAGGCAUCCUAUCAACAACCAGGUGUGGUCACCCUGCCAUGACCCCAAAGAGACAUGCAGGACUUGUGAACACAAGCAGUCACCACCCAUUAAGCAGUUACUGAUCACACAUGGAGCAUUCCAAUGUGCAGGGACACUGUCACCACAGCCCAGCAUGUGCUGACAGUAGACAGAGCUGGGCUAGAGCUUCUCCCUGGUGAAGAGAUGGGCUGCUCACGAACUGGUCCCCACUGGAACUGACCAGUAGGAGAGGUGUGAUAACCACAUGGUCAGCAUGUG